Molecule: messenger RNA, 4383 nt
Organism: Paramecium tetraurelia
Lineage: Eukaryota; Ciliophora; Oligohymenophorea; Peniculida; Parameciidae
Exons: 5
Source: RefSeq, a predicted model, not a curated record
AUGAGGAGGGCCUUAAAAAAGAAGAAAAUAAAUGAUAAAUUGGGGAAACUAGUAUUCAAUGGCUUAGUGCGGAUGCAAUAAAUAAUGAUCAGAAACAAAAUUGAGCCAACACUAUUUAAUCUCAUCUUUGCAAAAAUCCUUCUAUUCGUCUCAGCCCUACAGGAGAUAUAGUUAAUCACUUCAACAGAAAUUCAAAAUCAAACUUCCACAUAAAUUCAGAGUUCUCUAUUGUCUAUUCAAUAGAAGUUUUCCAUCAAUUUGAUUAAAUAUGAUUAAGUCGAACCAUUGUUUUUUUUGUUGCUCUCCACACAAGUCUUAUACCUUUUGAUGCUAGCAAUUGUUUAUGUUGAUAAAAAUGAAAAAUUUAUUCUGGUAGGAUAAUUUUUCAAAUAUUUUCAAAACAUUUAUCACUUAAUAAUAUUUCUGCCCACUUUGAAUAUUACAUUUAAUUUUGCUUUAUCCUUAAAAUAUAUAGAACUGUCUAUUAUAGGAAUCAUUUUAGGUUUAUCACUAGAAAUUAUGUACUGUUUUUGUAAUAUUCAAAACAGUUUAAUUGAAAUUGAAGGCUGUUACUCCUCAAGACUGGUGAACUUAUUUUACCUAAUUAUGUAGCUUAUAAUUUGCUUUGUAGUGCAGAGCCAAGAAUAGUAUUUGGUGGCACCAAUUCUCUUGUUGUUUUCAAGAUUUAUCAUGAUUACAUAAAAGAUGAAUAACUAUCAAUAUAACAGUUGGUACUAUUUACAAAUCUCAAAUUUUAUCAUAUCGUAUAUAAUCGUGUUUUUGAUAAAAUAGUAUUGUAUUUAAACUUCAAUUCGGUAAAAGAGACUAGGUGAAGAAUUAUUUUCGAAAAAUUCAUAAACAAAUUUAUUCAAAUACAGUCUUUUUAAAAAUCCAGAAUUAGUAAAGUAUUUUACAUCAUACUCUUAAUUUUUUACAGCCACUCAAGAAUAGAAUGUCAUUAAAUACUAAAAACAUGUGUUGUAGAAUGGUGAUAUCCCUGAGAGAUUAACUAUCUUGUAGUAUGUUUUCAAGUACAAGAAAAUACAGCUCUAUCUAAAUUUAAUAAAUAUAGACAAAACAAAUUUAAGUAUUCUGUAAUAAUCUACUUUGGAGGCAAAUUUAUUAAAUGUCAUCUAAUACUGUGAUGGAUUAAUUAAAUCUCCUUUAAAUGUUAAUUUGUACAUUAAAACGCUUCUUUUAGAAUAAUAAAAUUAUUAACUCUUAAUUAAUUUUAUAGACAUAAAAAGCUAGUUCUAUCUCUUAUUGAAAAAGGAGUAAUCUUUGGAUCAAUACCUGAAUACGUUUAGAAUAUAGCUUGACAAAAUCUUAAGCACACUAGAGAAAUACAAGAAUAUCUUUGAAAGACAAUAUGACUUGGAAAGUGGAAGAUUAUUGGAAUUUCAGAAUUCAGAUUAAAUAUCUAUUAAUAUUGUAUCUUCAUUUUUGUUUAUUUUUUACAGUAAUUAUUUUAAAGUUAAAGAUCUCUGGAAGAAACAAAAUGAUUUGCUUGCCUACGAUAGGAUAAUGAACACUAAAUUUUAGAAGAAUGAAGCAUUCUUGUUGUCAUCUAGUUUUAUUAUGAAUUCCAAUAAUAUAAUCAAUAAAAAUAAUAAGAGGCUACUCCAAAUCAUAGGAGACCAACUCGAACCAAAACAAUUAGUUGAUUUGUUGCCAUAAUUUUAAAAAACCGUUUAUAAUAGUUUUGUCAAUCAGUAUUUGUAUUAAGGCCUAGAUAUAAAUUAGCCUUUGACUCUAUACUUUUAUAAAGAUGAAUAUUUAGUCGAAUGUAGUUUAUACAUCUAUGUAACAAUUAGUAAGGACGAUAUCAUAUUGUAAAAUUUAAUAGUAAUUAAAAACCAACCCAAUCAUUUUGCAUUAUUCGAUUCAGAAGGGAAGAUGUUGGGGAUCUCCUAAUAAAUAUAUGAAUUUUUUACAUCUAAGUCAGAUAAUGCAUUUACAAAAAAAUUAGGUGUUUCUGAAUUCAUCCAAUCAGGAAUGAUUCAAUAUUAUCUUCCAGAAAUAUACUCUCAUAUUCAAGAAUUAGCCACUUAAUAUUCUUUAGGAACAUUCCAACAAUCAGUGAAUAUUGCUUCUAGAUGGCAAUUCCCUGUAAAUCAUAAGAAGUGUCUUGACUAAACUUAAGCAUUAGGACUUGUCAACGAUGAAGCAACUAUUUCCUCGAAAUUUAAAAAAAUCUUUUAUUCAUCUUCCACAAAGCGCUUGCCUUCUUCUAAAUAACCUAAAUUAACAGAUGAAGUGCCCACCAUUAAAGACACAAAAAUAAAGAUUAUGCAAAUGCAAAUCAUGAACUAAAUACAAGCACUUGUAGUCCCCCCAUCACGAAUGAAAAGUAUUGACUUUGAAGGAUCAUUGGAAUUUGUACAACAGAAGUUUAUAGAGUCAGAUACAACCUACUUUGUUUUGAAAUUCAAAUAGAUAGAAGAAUUUUAACAAUAAAAAAUUGUUUAAAUUCCUUAGAUAGAAGAUAUCUAAAAUAUAUCUUUAAUCACCGAUGAGUCGUAAUUUGAAGGGUUGUAAUCAGAUUAUGAAUUCAUUUCCAAUCUUAUCAAAAGCAAGAAAUUGUAUACUCCAUUAAAGUACAACAUUUGGAUACUAUUAUUAAUGAUAUGUGUGACCACAAUUUCUUUACUGGUGAGUUAUCUGUUGAAUUAUUAUAAUAUGAUCCACUAACAAUAUGAUGUCAAUUUUUUGAAUACUCCAUAGGCUAUGACUUUCAACAUAGGAGCCUCAUUCAUGUUGAUGUGGAAUCAGUAUUGUAUUGAAAACUAACUGUAUCGAAUUAGUCCAUACUUAGAAUUUAGAAGAGAAAAUUAAUUAAUAUAUGUUUUUGAUUUCUGGGGCAGUGUACAUGAAGAAUAUACAAUGAACCUCAGUAAGAAGAGUACUCAGUUGGGGAUGGAUACCAUUGAUUUAAUUAGUUACUAGAAUGGCUAAAAGACUUAAUCUAGCUUGGAUUACUAUUAAUUUUAUACUAUUCUCAGAGAAGCACUGGUAAGGCAGUUUAAAAAAACAGACUUCAAGAAUAUCACGACUUUUGAUCCAGAUAUACUCAAGACUGAUGGAUUAAUUAGAUAGAAUAUGUUAAACAUAUUUAAAUUUCACAAUUUUGUACUAGAUGAUAUGAUUUCAUCAACUGAGUAAUCAUUUUCUUAAUUUGAGAACCAAACCUUUAUAUUUUGUGUAUAUUCUUCGAUAGUCAUACUAUUUCUGUUGAUUAUCUUCUUUAUUAUCAAUUGUAGAUUAUUAAGGACUGAGACCAAAUUAAUUAGACUUUUGUAAUAUUUAAACAUUAAAAUUAUUCAAGAAUAGAUAGAAAUUUUGCAUUUUUAAAAAGACCAAUUAUCAAAACUAUUACUGAUAUAAUCGUAAUCAAAAGAAGAACCUGUCACUUAAAAACCAAGUGAGAAAGCUAUUGCAAAUUAACCAAAAUUCAAUCCACUAAGCAAAUUGGAAAAUUACAAUGAAAAGUACACUUUGUUGAUAAUCUUGUCAUUGAUUAUUGGUUGCGAACUGAUAUUGUUUAUAUUUGGAUCUCAAUUGAUUUCCAAAUUAUAUAAUAGCCAAUAUUAAAGUAGCUUAAUCCUUACUAUGAAGUAUCUGAAACUGAAGUCAAGACUUGAUUCUGCAGUAAUUGUAGGGGAAGUCAUGAAGACUGAACAUAUAAUCAAAAAUAAUAGUGCAAUAGAUUACAUAAAUUAAACUGAUCAUAUUGAAUUCUUUUUCAAUAAUAUUGAUGUUUUGCUCCAUCUUUCAGAUUAGAUCAAUAAUGAACUAGUCACCACAACCUCGUAUAAUUAAUCAUUUCAGCAACAAUUAAUUGAUAUCUUUAAUGAUGAUCUCUGUACUUACUAUGCCAGCAUAUUGAGUUUUUGCUAAAUAAGUAACAUCAAAUAGCUAUAUUUUGAAAAUGAAAAUUAUCUCACUUUGAUUGAUAAAGGUAUUUAUGGGAUAAUUUAAGACUUAAAUAAAUUAUCCAAAGAGGAGUUCAACUUUGAAAAAGUUAAUUUACGUUAUGAGUAUGAUUAGAGUCAUUCAGACUAAUUUCUGUAAUCAUCUCUUCAUUUUCAUUUAUUUCUACAAUACUUUAUUGAACUGCAAACUUGCAUCUAUUUUUGUUUCUUAGAUAUUUUUACUGAAACACAGAUAUUAAGCAACAAAUUAUCAAAUUAAAUCUUAACUUAUCUAAUCACUUCAUCAGUUGCAUUUCUCAUCUUUACUUCUUUUGUGUCAGCUUUUUGGAUUAACAAAUAGUAUAACAGAUUAAAUCAAUUGAAAUUGAUUGCUACAUUGUUUCCACCUGCCUUAAUUCAUCAGAAAGGAUUUAAUAAAUUGUUGUACUCCUAAUUAAUACAGAUUAAAUGA